This is a messenger RNA of Owenia fusiformis, 528 nucleotides long. The record is from the annotation of a GenBank genome assembly. Lineage: Eukaryota; Metazoa; Annelida; Polychaeta; Sabellida; Oweniidae.
GACUGCAAACACUGAUGUGUAUAUGAACAGUGGCUGUAGAAAGGAGGGGUUGGUUCCUAUACAUACCAUAGCACAACGGCUUGGCCUCUGGUUUUGUAAAAGUUUGCCAGCCAUUGAUGCUCUCAUUGGGGUGUGAUUCCACAUCUGCGAUACAUGGUUAUGGCAAGAAGACAGAUUAUUCUAAACUCAGACGCCAUGAAAAGGCAUUUUAUAACUUGGCAUCUUCAAGACUUAAGAGAGACAAUGACAUGUUUUUGCCUAUCUGUCAUCAAUUCAUCCUUCUGUUCCAUGGUGUUAAAGCAUCAAAUCAAAACUCCUUGGCAAAAAUGUCACUAAAUGAGAUUAGGUUCAAACAAGCUUCUACCACUGACAAGCAUCUUCCCUACCAACAACAGAAAAUGCCUUUCAUCAGAAUGUCUUAUGUUGUCAAAUACAAAUUCAAACAACAACUGAACACCGUUGGUAAUGGAUGUUUGUUCCCAAAUAUGAUAGCUAGUGAGCAGCCCCAGUAGAACUAACGAAUGUGAC